This is a messenger RNA of Camelina sativa (false flax), 849 nucleotides long. NCBI's taxonomy places the organism in Eukaryota, Viridiplantae, Streptophyta, Magnoliopsida, Brassicales, Brassicaceae. The record is from RefSeq and is a predicted model, not a curated record.
AUGGAUUCUGACGAUAGUUCAUCAGAUAAGAACGCUCCGUCUGGAUACGAAACUUCUUCUUCAACGGCCAAGGAUUCUUCUUCAGAUCCUUCAUCAGAAUCGAACGUUCCCUCUGUUGUACCUUCAGAUCCUUCAUCAGACUCGACCGUUACCUCAGAUCCUUUACCAGCAUCGAACGUUCCCUCACGUGGCGAACCUUCUUCUUCAGCUCCCUUAACAUCUUCAGAUCCUUCAGCAGAAGCGUACAUUCCCUAUGCCCAACAGCUUGAAAGGCGCAGUUUAAGUUCUGGAGGUAGCUCAGAAGAUGAAAGAGGUCCCUCAGGGUUAACCAGUGAUGAAUUGAUUUUUAAGGCUUUAGAAACAAUCUAUGAAGAUGGAACUGGUCUUGAUUUCGAUGAUAUUUACAAUUUUAUCGAGGACAGGUUCGACGUAGUGGAUGAUUUUAGGGAGCAGUUGGAAGCCCAGCUGGAAGCUCUAGUUGCUGAAGGCCAAGUACAAAAGGUAGGAGACCGCUACAGGAUCCGCCCUGUUGAUUUUGAUAUUCCGACUCCACCACCAGCCAGGAAUGCAGAAGAGGCGACGAGCGCGAAGCCACUAAACACUACUUCCCCAAGUACUUCUGCUACUUCCGUACCAAAACCACCAGAAGAGAAUCCUCAGAUAGACGCAGCAGUAAAAGAAGUCGCAGAGGCAGAACAGUUGGAGCGUCAAGCAAAAGAGGCACAAGACCUUGCCUAUAAACACGAGCAGGUGCUAAAGUUUGAAAGCCAACUAAACCUGCAGCUAGCCGAAGAGAUCCUUAACCGAUGUGCUAAUGGUCAAAAGGUUUUCCUGCGGAAAAAAGAUUGA